Trematosphaeria pertusa is the source of this 666-nucleotide messenger RNA. RefSeq lists its product as uncharacterized. NCBI's taxonomy places the organism in Eukaryota, Fungi, Ascomycota, Dothideomycetes, Pleosporales, Trematosphaeriaceae. The transcript has 2 exons. The record is from RefSeq and is a predicted model, not a curated record. The coding region runs from base 1 to 666 and encodes 221 amino acids.
AUGCCUUCCUCCCGCCAAGUCGUCUCUGCUCUCACGCUCGCGUCCCUCACCUCAUCAGGCAAUGCAGCCUUCGGCCCAGCUUUCAGUACCGGUCCGGUUGGAAGUGGCGCAUGGAUCCGGGAGUCAACCUCAACACUCGUCUUGCCGAAGGCCCCCAGCGGUUCGUCCGGCGACACGUCGCUUUGGGUGGGAAUGGGCACUUCGAACGGAGACUUGAUCCAGUCGAUUGCCGAUAACUGGAACUCCGAUAGCUGGAGCGUAUUUGCUUAUACGCUCCUCAGCACUUCGCCCACUACCCAAAUACCGGUGCAAGCCCUAGGCUCGACUGCCGUCGCAGGCGAUAAAAUCACUAUGCACUACAAAUUCGACGACGCAACCGAAAACUACACGCAGUAUGUCUUGCUCAACGGCAAGCAGGUCUCGACGCUCUCGACAAGUGAUGGGCACGCAAUGGGCUGGGGCAGCGCUGCGGAGUGUGCGGAAACCAACUGCGGCACCGUCCCUGCUCACUCGUGGAUCAACACAACUAUUAUCUUGAAUUCGGCAGAUCCGAACUACAAGAAUACGAUGGGGAAGGGUCAAGGUGUCACGGGUGAUAUGUCGACCAGCGAUGGCGGGAAGACGUGGACCGUCAGCACGAUUCAGAUUCCACAGUUCACCUUUUGA